CCGCCGGGUCCGCCGGGUCCGCCGGGUCCGCCGGGGCCGUGGUCUGCGCCAGGAGAGUUCGUGUUUCCAGCUUCGCGCUAAGAGGGGUGGGGGCCGUGGUGCAGAUGCUGGCAGUUCACAUCCCGUCGGUGGGGCCCGAGACUCAGGAGCCCAGGCAGAGCCCUGAAAAAGGCCACAUGGUGUUCCGAGUGGAGGUGCUGUGCUGCGGGCGCAGACACACGGUGCCGAGGCGCUACAGCGAGUUCCACGCGCUGCACAAGCGGAUCAAGAAACUGUACAAAGUGCCCGACUUUCCCUCCAAACGCCUGCCCAACUGGAGGACCAGAGGACUGGAGCAGCGGCGGCAGGGCUUGGAGGCUUAUAUCCAGGGCGUCCUGUACCUGAACCAGGAUGUGCCCAAAGAGCUGCUGGAAUUCCUGAGACUUCGGCACUUCCCUGCAGACCCCAAAGCCAGCAGCUGGAGCACCUCGGGGGAGUUCCUGCCUAGCAACAGCAGCUCACAGCUGUACCACCGGCCUGUCAUCAGCUUCUGCAUGGAUCCCUACAUCUGCAUCGCAUCCCCAGAGCCUCUGCCCAACAUGGUGGUGAAUGGCGUGCUCCAGGGCCUCUAUGACUUCAGCGCCAGCACAGCUGAGGUCCAGCCAGAGGCUCCCUGUCACUCUGCUUCUUUGCCACUGAUGGCCUGACCAGCCCAGAGGCCUUUGGGCCACCUCUCAGGACAGUCCUAUGCCUCAGCCCUGUGAGCCCCCUAGAAGGUAGUCGGCUGCGCUGGUAGCGCGGCUGGAGCAGGGACACGGAGGGUAGGGAAUAAAUGGAGUAGCCAAUUCAGAGGUAGGCUAUGAGAGGGUGCGGGUGCAUUUCUUCACCCCCACCAGAAGGUGGAGGAGGGGGCAAGCUACUUCCUUGAGGCACAGUAGCUGGCCAAGUUUAGAAGCAAGGA
Molecule: messenger RNA, 940 nt
Organism: Manis pentadactyla (Chinese pangolin)
Lineage: Eukaryota; Metazoa; Chordata; Mammalia; Pholidota; Manidae
Gene: SNX22
Product: sorting nexin 22
Exons: 7
Coding region: 105-686 (193 amino acids)
Molecular function (GO): phosphatidylinositol phosphate binding
Source: RefSeq, a predicted model, not a curated record